ACCAAGAAACAAUUAGUGCCUGCACUGCAUUGUUUUCAAACAAAACAGAGGAACUAGAUCGGUCUCAAUCAGUUUAUCGAGAACAACAGCAAAAAUAACAUCUCGAGCCAACAGCACACACAAACUCAGCGAAUUUUCUAUUUCGUGCCGAUUCUCUUCGAAAAAAUAACAUGUGCAUAGUGUAAUACGGUCCGCAAAAUACAAUACGGAGUCAUAUUUAGUUAAACCAUAAUCUUAUUUAGUUGAAGAAAAAAAAUCAAGUUACUGAAAGAACAAAAUCACACACAGAAAAACAAAUCACAAUGUCGUUCCAAAGUGUCCGCAAAAUGUGCUUGAAAUAUGUAGUGCUGACCGUGGUGUUGAGUUCAUUAGUGCUUGCCGAUCAGGCGACCGAAAAUAGUGAAUCGUUGGUAUCAAAAAUGACCUGGGAUUGUGCCAAUAAUGCCAGCUGUUUCAAUUCAAUCAAAAAUGAAUUCUUGCACGGAUUACAACAACGCAAAUCAUUCAAUUUCGAUGGAUUAUUCAGCAUUGAACCAACGGUCGGUGACAAAUCGAAACCAAUUAGCGAGGGACGUGGAUUUAUGUCAAACAUUUUCGCUGACAAUAAAUUGCGCAUCCCAUUCGGCGGACUCGCUAUGACCAUUCAACGUGCCGAACAAUAUCCCGACUAUCUUGAAGUUGCUAUCGAAAAGAAUGCACAAGAAGAAGGUCGUCGUCGCAACGGACUUGGUAGUGGACACGGAGGUGGGCUCGGUGGCCAUGGUGGACUUGGUGGCGGUGGUGGUGGAUUGAGAAAGAGCAAAAAAUAUGUGCAAACAUUCAUUCCAUUGUUCUUGGCAUUCAACGCUGUUGGCUGGAUGUUACUUGCCGUUAAGGCAGUUGCUGUUUUAACCGUUAAAGCAUUAGUUGUCUCGAAAUUGGCUUUGCUUGUGGCCGGUACCAUUGUUUUCAAGAAGCUCAUGGAUUCUGCUACCGAAAAAUGGCAUGGAUUCGACCACGGUGAUCAUGGUUUAGUUGGAUUACCAUACAACAUGGAAUACGCUUUGCCCAGUCAUAACUAUCACACAACCGCUGAAUUGAACGGAGGUGAUUUGUUCUCAAUGCCAUUGCAACAAGCUGCUCACGAUGCCGUUGCCGUUCAACCAGCUGCCACACACACGUUCCAAACGGAAGCCUUAGCCCCAUCAGAAAGUCAACUUAGUCCAGUCAUUACCGGUUUUACUGCCCAACAAAAAUCAGCCCAUAUCGCACAACCAUUGGUCGCCACUUCAACUGGAGCAAAGGUGAAACGCCAAGAUGACAUUUGGACAGGUUACCUCAAGAAACCAAUGUUCUAUAAUGGUGCUUCAUACUUCCAAGGUUAAAAAACCCAAACAUCGAUUCGUAAAAACUACCCGAAAAUUACGUCGAAAUAAAAAAAAAAGAACGAUUCGAAAAAACGGUAUCUCCUUCUUCAUUCGUGGGCUCCUAAGACAUUAAAAAAGAAAUUCCGAAAAAACCUCCCAAAAACGUGAAUGUGUUUAAAAUCCAAUUCAAAUGGUCAAAUUCUUUUGCUCAACGUUCUGUUCGGAAAAUUUUUGAUUUUUUUUGUCAUAAAAAACUAAUUUCUCUUUUGAGUUUUUAAAAAAAUACCGAUUGUUGUUUUUUUGUUCUAUUUUCCCAAGUUUUUUUUAAUUCAAUUCAAACGAAUGUGCUGAGAGAUGUUAGAAGAGGUGGAAGAGAUGAAAAUAGACAAAAAAAAAGAAACAAA
Molecule: messenger RNA, 1750 nt
Organism: Sitodiplosis mosellana (orange wheat blossom midge)
Lineage: Eukaryota; Metazoa; Arthropoda; Insecta; Diptera; Cecidomyiidae
Exons: 4
Coding region: 303-1364 (353 amino acids)
Source: RefSeq, a predicted model, not a curated record